GGCGUGGGAAAUCUUAAAGGGCAUUCAGUCAUUUCUAGGUAGGUAAGCCUUUCAAGCGGGACACAACUGAGAUCCAUCUAGAACGAAAGAGUUGUGAGUCUGACCUCCAUGUAAUGGCUAUACACUUUCCAGCAACGCAGAUUAUAAAAUUAAAAAUUAUCCCUUUUCAGAAGGAGGCCAUAUUUCCAUGAAGUUAAAAAUAAUCACAGAGUCUGUAAAACUGUUGAAAUAAUUUGUUUUACACCAAGAUCUAAAUGCUGAGAGGUGAUAGUUAAAAUUAUUUCAAAAUAUCGAUUUUUAAAACUUCCAAGCCCAUCGUGAGAUAAGAGGCUGUGGAUUUUAUGAGUUGGAUGUUUUCAAAUUAGUUUUUGUUUUUAUUGCAGAUAAUAUGGAGAAUAGUGGUUUACGUGAUGGGAAUAAUCUUUUUCCUCACAGGGUCUUAUUUUGCACAGUAACCGGAAGUCAUUUCUCCCAACGAGACUUAUUUCUGUCUUUGCGCGCUCUGGAAAAGUGUCAGUCCUGGAGAUGCAGCAGAGCCCUCAGUCAGACAUCCUCUGUAGGAGUUGGGAAUUUUAACAUUGUAACUUUAGUAUGAUCGUUUCACUAAGAAGAAAAUCCUAAUCUUGUUUAAAAAAAAAACUGCAGGGGAGAAAAACAAGGGAAUGACUAAAGAUAGUGAUAAAAGCGCAAAAACUGCUCAACGCAGCCAGAAGCAGUCCAGGACGCAGCAGCAGGCUGUGGUCCAGAAGAAGAGGAAGGAUCUGCCCGCUAAAGAGGAGCAAACCGGCUCAUCUCUAAAGGACGCACAGUCUGGUCAGCGGGAGUGCAAAGGAGACAUGAAACCAGCCGGGUCACUGAGAAAGCAAGCGGGGAAAGCCUCUGCAGAAGUCCCCUCGGAGAGCCACAGGAGCCCCGGCGCGCAGAGGAAACUGUCGGACGCCAGCAACGCCUCCGAGGACCUGAGCAAAGACUCCGGCUGUCCGUCCGGGAAACUCUCCUCCUCGGACAGCAGCUCAGAGAUCUCAGACUCUGCUUCGGAGGGCAAUAAGCGUGACUCUCCGAGCAGCGAUAACGAGUUAAGCUGGAUCGACGGCAGAGCUUAUCGGAGCCCGGACAGCGGGGGGACGCGCCAGGGCACACCGUGCGCAAAGUCUGCGGCAGAGAUCUGCGCGCUCCAGCCGGAUGCGGCUGCAGCAGCGGGGCUCAGUUCGUACAAAACAGCGGGGUCCUUCCUGGAUCUCAUGAUGGGGGAGACGACCGAGGACCUGGUCAGGGAGGUGGAGGACCUGAGGUCAGAGAACGAGUAUUUGAAAGAUGAGGUGGAGGAGCUUCGCUGCGAGAUGCUGGAGAUCCGUGACAUGUUCCAGGAGGAGGAGGUGUACCAGCUGCAGGAGCUGCGGCUGCAGCUGGAGCAGGCCAAGAAGACUUGCCGCAUCCUGCAGUACCGGCUCCGCAAGGCCGAGCGGCGCAGCAUUCGGGUGGCUCAGACUGGGCAGGUGGACGGGGAGCUGGUCAGGAGCCUGGAGCAUGACAUAAAGGUCGCAAAGAGCGUCUCCCUCCGCCUGUACAACGAGCUGGAGGUGGUGCAGAAGAAAAAUUGCCAGCUGGAGUGGGAAAACGAGGUGCUGCGGGAGAAGACGCAGCAGCUGGAAGUGGCCAAGCAGGUCCUGCAGACUGAGGUGGAGAAAGCCAGAGAGAGCACUUUGAAGAAGAGAAGUAGCAGAUCAACAGCCAGUAAAGCAGAGAGGAGACUUUCUCAGCAGAUGGAGGACGACAGCACAGAUCUGAAGUGCCAACUCCUGUUCGCUAAGGAGGAGCUGGCUCUGAUGUGCAAGAAGCUAACGAAGCUGGUGUCAGAGAGCGAGGCCAUGCGUGAGGAACUGGGUCGAUACCGGUCAAGGUACGGAGAUGUAGACGCCGCCCAACUGCCUGAAGGCGCGCAGAGCUCCGCUCACGCCAGGGAAGCCGAAGUCAAAGUUCAUUUGAAACUGGUGGAAGAAGAGGCCACGCUCCUGAGCCGCCGCAUCGUCGAACUGGAGGUGGAGAACCGGGGCCUGCGAGCGGAGAUGUGCGAUUUAAGGGAGAAAACCGGAGGAGGAGGAGGAGGAGGAGGAGAUGAAGAUGUUUCAGAGGAUAAUCCGUCACUGACUCCAGCGAUAAAGGACGGAGAAAUGGGACCAUCGAUGUACCCUCAGCAUCAGAGAGAGGAGCCAGAGGAAGGACAAGGUGAUGCAGGGAGACAUUUGCUCUGCAGCCAAUCCCAGCUUGACAAGAGGAUCGGUGAAGGUCCAGUGUGUGGUGAGCAGGACUCUCCAGACAACCAGGAGAGAGACGAUAAGAAAAAACCUAAUAGACUCAAAGAGAUGACCUCCAAAGACUAUGAGUUUCUUGUCGCUCUCAGAGAUCACGCCUGCAUUUUAUCUUCCGCCAUUCAGCUUCUGCCGGUGCCACCCAGAAACGGACACAUCUCACCUCCCUCGUUUGCUCUUGCAUCUCAGACGGACGUAAGCUCAAAUGCCAAGGCGCAGGGGUCUUUAAUCGAGGCGCUGGAGCUUCUGCAGGCCAUGCUGCUGGCCUUCAUUGAGAAGAUGGACACGCUUCUGAGGGGUGACGAUGAAGGCAAGGACUCUGCUAAGAAGGACGGGCUCGCUUGGGAUUUUUCCUCUUUUCUCUGUGCGAACUAUGAACGUCUCAAGGAGUUGCAUGCGGAGGAACUCUGCACCACGCAGGCAAAACAGAAAGUUAAACAGGCCAGUCAAGGGGAAGUCAUGGACAGCUGGCGGGAUCCGAAACUGCAGCUGUCCUUGCAGAUUGUGUGGAUCCUUCAUCAGUGGUGCAAUGGAAGAGGAACAAACCCAGAAGGAAAAGAGUGUAAAGACAAAACCUUGUCUGUGCUGCUUGGGUUGCUGCAGGACCUCAGUUCAAAGCUUCGAGACGACGGCAAGGCAAAGUCGGGUCCGUGCGAAGAGGCAACCGAGCUAUCCAUCACUGCUGUUUUCCAUGAUGGGCAAGGCAUUGAAGCUCCCAGAACCUGCAGCACUAAAGAACAAAGAGUCCAACGUCUGUUUUCCCCACGGCGCUCUCAUAGGAAGAACUGGUGUUACCUGAGCCAGGAGGCCGCCCAGCUGGACCGAGACGAUCCAGUUAAGACGUGGGACCAUUUAAUCAUGCCCCUUAGCUUCCCUGAUCUUGAUUUUGAGCAGAUGUCAAUAGAGAGAAGCCACACCGCCCCAGAGAAGACGACUUUCCGCAUCUACUACAGCCCCCCUUCAGCCCGCAGAGUCCACCUGGCUCAUCUAAAACAAAGCCCCAUUGCAGACAGGGAGUCCGUAGACACCUCCUCUCCCUGGUGCACGCCGCCGACCUCCUUCUCUCAGCUCUGCCUGGGCUCCUCUGCUAACCUGAGCGACGAUAUGAAGGAGAUGACUGCCAGUUGGAGGCAAACGGUUCAUGGCAGCUCACCGGAGAAGAAAGGAAGAUUAGCAAGCCGCUGGGUGGAUGUAGCCUGCUCAGGUACUCAGACUCACACGAGGCCAAAGAUGGUGAGCGUUGGUCAGCAGACGGAUGAGACUCAGGGGUUGAUCGCGGUGAGAAACAGCCCCUCCAAAGUCCUGAGCUCCUCCCUGGUUACUGCUCGUUCCCAACACAUCUCCACCUCACUGGAUGGGCUAGCGGGUCGAGCUGAGAGGCCUAAAACCUCCACAUCCUCCCCCAAACUGUACCGCAGACACUCCUCUCUCUCCCCAUCCCCUAGUUUGAGCCCCUCUUCAUCCUCCUCCAGCUCCAGAGAUCGAGGGCUGUGGAACCUGUCGCAGCAGAACUCAAAUGGCCUGACGUGGACCCGACAAACCAGUCCCAGAUCAGGCGCAGCCCAGAACCUGAGCCACGUCAGCAACUCCAAGCCGCCCAGCAGAUACGCCGGCACAAACCGGUGUGGUUUGGUGACUGAGUUCCUGCGCAGGGUGAGUGGCCGAGUGGACAAAGCUGCUCCGCCGUCUUCCGGCCAGAAGACCAAGAACAGCCUGAAGAACCUGGAGCGGGCUCCGACAAGACCUCAGGGCGCCGCGCUGCACAGGAACGAUAGCGUGACCAGAAUCGUCAACCAGAGGUUCAUAAAGCAGAGAGAGGACGCAGCUCGAGCCCAAAGGGAGGAGAAGGGAGUCAGCCUGAACCAGAGAGUCAGAAACAGUCAGAGUACGGCCACAACAGAGGAUGGAAACUAUGAGUGCAGCUCCAGCAGCACUCUGACCUUCUGCUUCGCUCGUCCGUCUCGUCAGAGACCGACGUCCAUCCCGUCCAAACCUCAGCGACAGAGAUACUCGGCUCCGGCGGGCGCUGCUGCAGACUCCAGCUGUGGCUGAGAAGAACGAAACGAAUGGUGCUUUCUCACUUUAAAAACGCCAGAGAUAAGAACAGUGCAGGAGGCUUUUUUCAUAGUUAUUGUACAGCUGUUUUUAAAAGCAGAAUCAGCUUAUGUGACGUGUUUAGGGGAGCUCUGAGUAAACACAUUUCUGUGCAAUCUGAAUGCUCAUCUCUUUUCAUAGUUGGUUGUAGUUUUUUAUUUAUCUCGCUUUUGAUUAAUUUUUGUAUUUGGUCAAUGGUGUUUCGUAAAUGUUUGCUCAAACCUUUUGGCUUUAAAAGUUCAGAAACCUGAUUACAGUCCAGUCAUUACUUCCAGGAGAUCUGCUGACUAUUUACGCCACACGCUCCAGAAAAGAAACAGCACCUUCUAAGCACUUAAUAGGAUGAGAUUUCCUCACCUGUGGAGUUCACCACCCUCCUCCCUUCCUCCCUCUUUGUCUGUUUGACUCUUGGCUUCCGCUGAUGAGAAAAACAACAAGCAGGUCUUUAUAUCUGAUUUGAAUUUCUGACUCACCAUCAGUCAGAGGAACCAGAUCUGCUGAAACACUUACCUCCUCACUCAGCAGCUGGUCCACUGCGGUUAACGACGGCUCCAGGACUGAAGCACACAAUCACACGGGGGUCAGAUUUCCACUCAACCACAUGUGUUUAAGCUCUACGCUUAAAAAAACACAACAUACUGAAAUACUGGCUUUGCCUGCCAGCUGGAUAUACGCAUGACCUAAUUUAAAAAAAUAGAAUAAUGUGAGAAGGUACUGCUAGAAAUGUGUUUGUAACAAAUCAAUCUGACAAAUUCCUUCAAACCUUUUGAAAAUGGACUGAUAUGAUGUCAAGUGUUUUGCUAUUGUUUAAAAAAAUUUGUCAAUCUAGUUCAUUUUCCUGAACAUAUUGCUCCAAAAAGAUGGAUGGAAGCGUCUAAUGUAUUGUAGUAUGCAGUGCCUUGCAUGGUACCACGUUACAGCCACAAACUUCAGUGUAUUUGAUUAUAAUUUCUGUGUUAGACCAACACAAAGUGCUGCAUAAUUGUGAAG
Molecule: messenger RNA, 5393 nt
Organism: Fundulus heteroclitus (mummichog)
Lineage: Eukaryota; Metazoa; Chordata; Actinopteri; Cyprinodontiformes; Fundulidae
Exons: 9
Coding region: 663-4361 (1232 amino acids)
Biological process (GO): regulation of autophagy
Source: RefSeq, a predicted model, not a curated record